This is a messenger RNA of Acanthamoeba castellanii str. Neff, 1323 nucleotides long. RefSeq names its product RNA recognition domain containing protein. Lineage: Eukaryota; Discosea; Longamoebia; Acanthamoebidae. Gene Ontology annotation, cellular component: mRNA cleavage and polyadenylation specificity factor complex. The coding region runs from base 1 to 1323 and encodes 440 amino acids. The record is from RefSeq and is a predicted model, not a curated record. The transcript has 8 exons. Gene Ontology annotation, molecular function: mRNA binding. Gene Ontology annotation, biological process: mRNA alternative polyadenylation.
AUGGGCGGAGAGCUCGAAGGCGGACCGCCCUACUCUGUUGGGCCGCAGCAUGGGUACGCGGGAGCCCGAGCGCCUCCCGGCCAGUACGGUCAGCGACCACCGCAGCAGUACCCCGGCAGCGGCGCCGGCGGUGCCCCGCAGCCCCAGACGGCCACCGGACCGCAGGAUGUGCCCGCUCUGUACAUCGGCAACUUGACCUGGUGGACGACCGAUCAAGAUCUGGAGGACGUUUGUUCGCAGUUUGGCAAGGUAAAGCAGGUCAAGUUCUUCGAGAACAAGCAGAACGGGCGCUCGAAGGGCUACGCGCUGGUGGAGUACUAUGACGCCGAGGCCUCUCGGCAGGCCAAGGAGAAGCUCCAGGGCUACACGAUUCACGACAAGCAGGUGAUGGUCAACUUCGUCUCCCCUCAGACGCUGGCCGAGCUCAACAACCCCGGGAAGAAAGGCGGGCCGUCACUUCCGCCCAUGAUGGGCGGCGGCGGUCGACCGCCCAUGCAACGGUCAUCGGGGCCCAACGCGCCCCCGUCCUCGCAGCCGCGAGGCCCGCCCAUGGGCGGACGCGGCUACCCACCGGGUCCGGGCGGGCGUGGGUUCAUGCCGGGACCGUACGGACCCGACGGCCCGAUGCCCCCGGGCAUGCCCGGCGCCGUGCCCUUCGUGCGCUUCCCCGGCGGAAUGGUGCCCGGUAUCGGCCGGGGCGGCGCGGGCGGCCGCGGGAUCAUGGGCCACUCGCCCUACGGACCCGACUUCUUCCCCAUGAUGCCGGUUCCGGGUGCGCACCUGAAUCCGGCCUUCUUCAAGGACCACCCGGACGACAUGUACCGCGGCGGCGGCGGCCGGGACGAUAGGGACUACCACGACCGAGACCGCGAUAGGGACAGGGACCGUGAUCGCGGCGAUCGCGACCGCGACCGAGAGCGCGAGAGGCCCGCCGCGGGGGAGAGCAGCAGGAGCUCCUCGGACAGCAGCAGCAGCAGCAGGCCCGCCGACCGCGAGAGGGACGUCAGGGAUCGAGACCGCGAGCGUGAGCGAGAGCCCGAGCGGGACAGGGACCGCGAACGUGAGAGGGAGCGAGACCGCGAUCGAGAGAGGGAGCGCGAGCGGGAGAGGGAGCGAGGCCGGAGCUCGUCAAGCAGCAGCCGCAGCAGCCGACGGAGCAGCGAAAGAGGAGGCGACGACCGGGGCGUCAAGAGGGAGCGAGAGGAGUCUCGUGCCAGCGAGUCCUCCUCUUCCUCUUCUCGUUCUACGCGCGACAAGGACGACGACAGGAAGCGGCGCCGAGACGACUCCUCUGAAAGCUCGGGACGGCACGAGAGGAGGUGA